AUGGAAACAGUUGAAGCAUCAUUGAGAAAACAAUGGAUUGUAAAAGGUAAAUUUCAACUUAUUCCAUUAGGUAAAGGAUUUUUCAUAAUCAAAUUAGAUAAUGAAGAAGACAUAAGUUUAAUCUGGAAAUGUCUUUGGAUUGUUGAAUCUCAAAAUCUGAAAUUAAGAGCCUGGGAACCAAAUUUUAAUCUAAAUAAUCAAAAAACUACAUCAUCAUUUGUAUGGGUUAUGUUUCCUGGUUUAAGUAUUGAGUACUGGAAGGAGAAUAUUAUCCUACAAAUGGGUAACAAGGUUGGAAGAGCAAUCAAAGUUGAUGAAAAUACCUUGAAAAGAGAAAAUGGUUUUUAUGCAAGUGUUCUAGUUGAAGUAGACUUGGAAAAAUCAAUUCCUAGUAAAAUUAGUAUUGAAUCAAAGUAUGGAAAAUUUGAGCAGUCUUUACAGAUUCCUAAGUUACCUAAGUUCUGUAAUCAUUAUACAACAAUUGGUCACUUAGUUGCUGAAUGCAGAAUGAAGAGAAAAGAACACCAACAAGAGCCAGUUAAAGAGGUGGAGGAAAUUUUUAGAGAAGAAGAACCUAUUGAUGCUGUAAUUCACCCCAUGCUUCAACUUGGAGAAUCUUCUACUUCAGGGAGUUUUCACAUAUUACAAGACAAAUCUGAAGAACUAAAAGAACUUCUUGAGGCUCAGAAUUCAAUUCCAGUACAAUAA
Molecule: messenger RNA, 708 nt
Organism: Papaver somniferum (opium poppy)
Lineage: Eukaryota; Viridiplantae; Streptophyta; Magnoliopsida; Ranunculales; Papaveraceae
Exons: 2
Coding region: 1-708 (235 amino acids)
Source: RefSeq, a predicted model, not a curated record